This is a messenger RNA of Rhopilema esculentum, 3072 nucleotides long. The record is from RefSeq and is a predicted model, not a curated record. Lineage: Eukaryota; Metazoa; Cnidaria; Scyphozoa; Rhizostomeae; Rhizostomatidae.
UUUAUGUGUGAAAACAAGCCGACGUGAAUGUCAAUGUGAAAGAUUGAUGAGCUUCUAACUGGUACCUGAGAAGCUUAAUGAAAUGCCUGAUGAGAUAUGCAUUCAUAAGAAGAUCUGUCUGGUCUACCUUCAAAAUUUGGCUUACGUGCAAUGCUUCCUGUCAAAUAGCUCAACGACAUCUUUCUAGCUUAGAUGCUGCAUUAAUUUGGCAAAUAAAAAUAUUAUUUCAUGGCGUCUAUCAGACAUUUAGAAAUGGGAGAAUCAUACAACAAUGCAUCCGAGAUGGAGCUAAGUCUCCCGAACGAUGAUAACGAUGGGUCUGUAGAAGAUCAAAAAGAGAAAAUACGAAUUCUGGCAGAGGAAUUGCGAGAAGAACUUAUUUUGAGUAAUUCUUUGACGAACAUUAUCACUGAAAAAUCUUCGGAAAUUGACUAUUUGAAAAACAAGGUAGAGGAGCAGGAUGCAAAGAUUCGCAACCUUGAAGAUCAAAUUGAAGAAUGGACAAAUCAGUCGGAGGCCUGUGAUAAAGUGCUGGAGCAGAAGGACUGUGAAAUUGAAAUGUUUAAGAAAACUUUAAGCAUAGAGAAACAGCAGAGGCGAGAUUUAGAAGACAUGACAAUGGAGGUUGGUAAAGAAAAUAUUAAAGAACGGGAACUUUUGGAAAAUAAGAUUGAAGAGUUGCAAGGAAGAAUUGUAAGAAUGGAAGAGGAGAACAAGAAGGGAAAAGUUGAGGCGAUGCUUUCUUUAACGCCUACAAAUACUCAAGCUGAAACUGCAAACGAAGGCAAGACAUUAGACAUUAAAAAUGAGGAAAAGCCAGUUAAGGAAGAAAGCUCAAAAGAAUUAGAUUCUCAACUGAAUGAAGAGUACAAAGCUGACAUGGAAGUGCUUAUGAAUGAUCUUUUUGUGCUGAUAAAAAAGAACGAAGAGUUGAAGGAAGAAGUCGAAAAAUUGAAAAAGGAGCAAGUAAACAUACUUGAGGACAAGCGAAGUGUUGUCACAGACCUUGAAACCACAUUAGAAGAAAAGUCAGCUGAAAUUCAGCACCAGAAGCAUGAGAUAAGGAGGCUCAGUUCUGCAGUCGAGGUUGGCGAUGCAACAACCGAUAUUGAGAAAUACAACCAAGCAAAACAAUUACGCAAGAAGUUUGAAGACAAGAUUGAGCAUCUAGAGACUACAAAUUCUGAAAUGAAAAAUAUUCUUGAAGAAAAUAAAGCUGCCAAAGAAACUCUCGCGCGUCAACUUCAAAAAACAAAGAAGAAAUUGCAAAUGGAGAGAGAGCAAAACACUGAAUUGAAUAAACAGAUUUUGGAAGUCUCUACGCUAUAUGAUACUUUUUACAGUAGAUGUGAGGAAUUAGAGAAGGGAAGGGUCAAAGGGCUCAGUUGUCUUCGAAAAGAUGCUACAGUUCCGACAAAUGAUAAUAACACGAACAGCGAUGCUGUAACAAAAGAAAAUGCUGGUGACAAAGACGAUGCUAAUGAUGAGAUUAUUGGUUAUGAUGCAAUUGAAACUGAUGACAAAAAUAUCAGUAGCAGAGACUCUGAAAACAGUAUAUCUUCUGUAGUAGAUUCGAAGGUAGAUGAACCCUGUACUGAGACGUCUACCCGAAGCUUGGACAAAGAUGAAGGUCCUGAAAGUAAGAUGUCGUGUUCAGGUGAAGACCUAGCAUCAUCUCCUGGACAGGAGAAAAAAGGGAAGAAAAAAUUAAGCAAGAAAAAGAGGGCAAAACUGAAAAAACAGACAUCGUCUGAAGUUGAAAUUGAAGACAGUCGUCCACGGUGGAGUGAGUUAUUCUUAAGUUUGAGCACCAGCUUAUUUAAGAUUCUGCUGCUAGUUGCAACGACAUUUGUCGCUGUUUCGACAAUGCAUGUCCACUUUGGCGUGUCAAUUGUCAACGCAUUUGCCGGUAUGUUUGUAGCAUACUUCGUGUUUAUCAAUAUAUGGAGAAUCUUAUCGCCACAGAGGCAAAGGCAACUGCACCAGAAGAAUGGCGCUACAGUGUAUCCAGACUCAAAUACAAAAACCCUGCGAAGAGCAAUGCAAGAUUUGAUUAUGCGCCUUGGCGAUGAUGACUUUAAGCAGUUCAGUGAAACCUAUGAAAAGUACAUCGACCAAACCUUUGCAGAAGAGCAAGCAAGUUUGUCCGGUAAUCUCAAAGAUGAGGUAAUCUAUUUAACUGCAGCUAAAGAUGUGCUUUCAAAGGAACUGGCGAAGUAUAAAGACCAAAAUCACAGUAUUCAUAUCACAUACGAGGAAAUGAAGGCAGAUAUCGAAAAGUUUAGAGCAAAAAGGGCUGAAGAAGAGGAAGAAAAAGAUAAAGUCAUACGAUCGUUAAAAGAUGAGAUAAGUUCUUUAGAAGGAAAUCUGAAAAAGGAAGGGAAAUCAAGCAAAGAUAAAGACGAAAGACCUACUUUUAAAGUGAAUGGUUUGACGUAUGCAAAAUUUCUGGUGUUUAUCGUCCUUGAUGUUUGUGUUGUUCUGACCGUCGGCAACAGUGCGAUAGUGUAUCCCUUUUUAUUCCUGUCUGCGUUGCUAAUUGGUUUGGUUUACAGAGCUGACAUGCAGUUGAUUCAGACUCUUACUAUUAACAAAGGAUACCAGAUAACGAUUCAAGAUCUCCUUUGCAAAGUUGAUGAAUACAAGAAAGAGGAAAAGCAAAUAUCUAGUGAAGUGAAAGAGCUGGAAGCGCUAGUCGACAAAGAUUACGAAAUCAUAUCCAAGCAAAGAAAUGCAAUAGAACGGCUUGAGAGACAACUCAAUAGGGCCAUUAACAAAUACACAGAAAAGAAAAGGGCCCUAGGAAAAGUUAUUUGGUUGCAAGAGAGGAAUAUUGAAAGUCAUCCUGAUUCAAAGUCCAAUAUUUUUGGAGAAGAAUACAUUGGUAGCUUUAGUGAAUCACUUUUAACUGAGGAGAGAUCUCAUAGCAACAGCAGAUCUCCGAAGUACAGUGUUUUGGGGACCGUAGCAAUUGCUUUCUUGAAAUUUUCAGGCAUUUCUUUAUUAGGUGUUGCCUUUUCUGUUUUAUAUGGAUGCUAUAAAGCACAAAGUGUAGCACCUGAUAUGAAACCG